Molecule: messenger RNA, 610 nt
Organism: Acromyrmex echinatior (Panamanian leafcutter ant)
Lineage: Eukaryota; Metazoa; Arthropoda; Insecta; Hymenoptera; Formicidae
Source: RefSeq, a predicted model, not a curated record
UCGCAUCUUCAGGGAUACGUUCCAAAACUAGACUCCGAAUAACAGAGUUAAUUCUGCCGCUCCAAAACGCAAGGUUACUGACAAUAUGAGAGUCUAUUCGUUCCAAAACUAUAAAUAAUCUACCUCGGAGUCAACUUUAUGAAUCCUGCUUCCGAAGUGAAUUGAAGGAGAAAAUUAUCUCUAAAGAAAUUUUGGAAAAUGAUAUCCAACAAGUUAAAAGAAAAGGCAUAUGACGUUACAGGACAACAAUGUAAAAAUAAAAUCGGCUUAAAGAAAACUUACAAAAAUGUUAAGGAUUACAAUAACAAAAGCGGUAACAACAAACGGACUUGGCCUUAUUUUGAGAUGGAUGAGAUAUUUAGACAAAAACCAUGGGUGACGCCAAUUUUAGAUUCUUCAAAACAAGAAUAUAUUGGGUCAUCUAAAAAGUAUCCGCGGUACUUUGUCACUAGAUAUAUAACCAUCAACACACAUCUAGUGACAAAAAACCGCGAAUACUUUUUAGAUGACCCAAUAUUAUCCCCUGCCAGUCCUACUUCAAGCAACGGCAAUAACAGUAGUAACACUUACAAUGAGAUCUCUUCAUCUCCAUAAUCUUCUAAAAGUUCUC